UCUCUUUUCCCUUGGGCAUCUGCAGCCCCCAACAGCACUGCAAAUGUAAAUCCUCCAUAACUGCUUGUGAUCAGUGGGAAUAAUUUUCCCAGUAUAAGCCUUGCCUGAUUCGGUCAUUUCAAGCACUGGAAAGGCCAAUGACUAACUUGGCAUCGUCCUAAAGAGAAACUUCUGCCUCCAAAGUCCUCUGCUUCCUUGUGUAGCACUUUCCUCAAGUCCCACCCAGCCUCAGUUUCCUCUCCUGUAAUAAAAGCAUCAGCUGUGGGAUUGGUAAGAUAUCUUCCACAUCAGCAAAUUCCAAGAGUCUAUCACAUUAGGCAAACCCAAAUUGGAAAGGACAUAACAAGCUAUUUGGAAUGGAUGCUAAGGGGCUUGUUCUAAUUCGAUUGUGCAUUUCACAUCUUAGGGCCUCCGGUGACUUUGACAGUUACCUUCCUGGCAGGGUCAAUGGCUCCAGGCCAGUGCUGGGGACAGUGACUGGAAGUGGGCGUGGCGAUUUUUCCCGACUUCCUUGUUUGGAGUAAACUUUGGUAACAUUUGAUGGCUAAGGGUUUGCCUUUCCAUCUGUUGAUGUGCUUUCUGGAAGCUCCCCCGUCUGCCAGAGAAAACAUAUCCAGAAGACGCACGACGCCAAUUCAGCCAUUCCUUUGUGUCCCCAAAUCCCCCCAGCCUCCAAAGAGGCAGGGAGAAGCUGAAGCGGAAAACAGACGUGCCUGGGGCGCGCGGGCUCCGCGGUUGGUGGAGAGCCGCGUGGCCAGGCGGGGAUCUAGGCGCCCACCCCCCUGCUCCGUCCACGCGCUCGGGCGCGCGUCCUCCCUUCCUGACACUCCUCCCGCCGCUUCAGGAACUCGGCUCGGAAAUGGGGCAGUCGCUAGGGCUCCCGCCUCCGCCGAGCGCCUAGGGCUUUAGCGGUUGACGUUGAGUCCUCGCGCCUGUCUCCAGCGCGCCGCGGGGCUGAGAGUGAUAGCGCGGCUGGCAGGGGGAGGAUUCGCCGCCGAGCCCGGGGCUGCGCGCUCCGCCGCGGGGAGACCCCGGACGCCGCUGGCCGCGCAGCGAGGCCCCUGCCCGGCCGGCCGAGCCAUGACGGACUCCAGCAACAGGAAGGAGGGCUUCAAAAAGUGCCGGAGCGCCACUUUCAGCAUCGAUGGCUACAGCUUCACCAUCGUUGCAAAUGAAGCUGGCGACAAGAAUGCUAGACCGCUGGCCCGCUUCUCUCGGUCUAAGUCACAGAACUGUCUGUGGAACUCCCUCAUCGACGGGCUCACAGGGAAUGUCAAGGAGAAGCCACGGCCAACAAUUGUCCACGACCCUCGACCCCCAGAGGAAAUCCUAGCUGAUGAAUUGCCACAGCUGGAUAGCCCAGAAGUCUUGGUGAAGACAUCCUUCAGAUUACGGUCUUUGGUCAAACAGUUAGAGAGAGGGGAAGCUUCAGUGGUAGAUCUUAAGAAGAAUUUGGAAUAUGCAGCCACAGUGCUUGAAUCUGUGUACAUUGAUGAAACCAGGAGACUCCUGGAUACAGAGGAUGAGCUAAGUGACAUUCAGUCAGAUGCUGUGCCUUCUGAGGUCCGAGACUGGCUGGCCUCCACCUUCACACGGCAGAUGGGAAUGAUGCUCAGGAGGAGCGAAGAGAAGCCCAGGUUCAAGAGCAUCGUUCACGCAGUGCAGGCUGGGAUAUUUGUGGAGAGAAUGUACAGACGGACAUCAAACAUGGUUGGACUGAGCUAUCCACCAGCUGUUAUUGAGGCAUUAAAGGAUGUGGACAAGUGGUCUUUUGAUGUCUUUUCCCUCAAUGAGGCCAGUGGGGAUCAUGCAUUGAAAUUUAUUUUCUAUGAACUACUCACACGCUAUGAUCUGAUCAGCCGUUUCAAGAUCCCCAUUUCUGCACUUGUCUCAUUUGUGGAGGCCCUGGAAGUGGGAUACAGCAAGCACAAAAAUCCUUACCACAACUUAAUGCAUGCUGCUGACGUUACACAGACAGUGCAUUACCUCCUCUAUAAGACAGGAGUGGCGAACUGGCUGACAGAGCUGGAGAUCUUUGCUAUAAUCUUCUCAGCUGCUAUCCACGACUACGAGCAUACCGGAACCACCAACAAUUUCCACAUUCAGACUCGGUCUGAUCCAGCUAUUCUGUACAAUGACAGAUCUGUACUGGAGAAUCACCAUUUAAGUGCAGCCUAUCGCCUUCUGCAAGAUGAUGAGGAAAUGAAUAUUUUGAUUAACCUCUCAAAGGAUGACUGGAGGGAGUUUCGAACCUUGGUAAUUGAGAUGGUGAUGGCCACGGAUAUGUCUUGUCACUUCCAACAAAUCAAAGCAAUGAAGACUGCUCUGCAGCAGCCAGAAGCCAUUGAAAAGCCGAAAGCCUUAUCCCUCAUGCUGCAUACAGCAGAUAUUAGCCAUCCAGCAAAAGCGUGGGACCUCCAUCAUCGCUGGACAAUGUCACUUCUGGAGGAGUUCUUCAGACAGGGAGACAGAGAAGCAGAGCUGGGGCUGCCUUUUUCUCCUCUGUGUGACCGAAAGUCCACUAUGGUUGCCCAGUCACAAGUAGGUUUCAUUGACUUCAUCGUGGAACCCACCUUCACUGUGCUUACGGACAUGACCGAGAAGAUUGUGAGUCCACUAAUCGAUGAAACUUCUCAAACUGGCGGGACAGGACAGAGGCGUUCGAGUUUGAAUAGCAUCAGCUCGUCAGAUGCCAAGCGAUCAGGUGUCAAGAGCUCUGGUUCAGAGGGAAGUGCCCCGAUCAACAAUUCCGUCAUCCCUGUUGACUAUAAGAGCUUUAAAGCAACUUGGACCGAAGUGGUGCACAUUAAUCGGGAGAGAUGGAGAGCCAAGGUGCCCAAAGAGGAGAAGGCCAAGAAGGAAGCAGAAGAAAAGGCUCGCCUGGCUGCAGAGGAGCAGCAAAAGGAAAUGGAAGCCAAAAGCCAGGCUGAAGAGGCCGCAUCUGGCAAAGCUGAGAAAAAGAUGUCUGGAGAAGCUAAGAAUCAAGUCAAUGGAACACGGGCAAACAAAAGUGACAACCCUCAUGGGAAAAAUUCCAAAGCUGAGACAUCGUCAGGAGAACAGCAACAGAAUGGUGACUUGAAAGAUGGUAAAAAUCAGACAGACAAGAAGGAUCACUCUAACACUGGAAAUGAUUCAAAGAAAACAGAUGAUUCAGAAGAGUAAAAAGACCUCAUAGACAAUAAAAGAGGCUGCCAAUGUCUUUCAUCAUUCUAGCUGAGCUUCUUCAUUCUCCUUCUUCUCCUUCUUCCACAAAGACCCAUAUCUGGAGAAGGUGUACAACUUUCAAAAACAAGCCCCCCUUCUAACCCUUGGCCUUCUCUCACACCAUCUCCUACCAGGGGAUGACUCUUUGGGGGUGGUUUGAGGUCUUAGAACUCUGGGAGAUAUUCCCCUGAACAAACCAAACAACUUGAGAUUUUUACUCUUUAACAGAAAUAGAACAUGAAGGGGCAUCCUCAAAAUCCUUUGCUAAUGACCUGGCUUUCAAGGCACCUGUCUUACCUGAUGAGAAUGGACAUCCUGGAUAUGCUGGGAGAGGCCUGAAAAAGCCACACACACAGUAAUUGCCAUUUUAUGACUGUCAAUGCUGUUACUUUAAAUGUUGUCAUUUUUGCACUGGCUACUGACGAUACAGCCAUGCUAACAUUCGUCACAGCAAAGAUGAUGAUUCCAGUCUCUGGUUCCUUUCCUGAGUCAGGAACAUUAGUUUAAUCCAAUUUCCUUUCAGACUUAAAAUUGUUCUUAUGCUUUUUUCCCCCACAUGUAUAAUAUGUAAUUCUGUUUGUUUUCUUAAAAAAAAAAAAAAGAUUAUUCUAUAGGAAUCUUUAUUUGAUGCUUAAUUUAUUUUCUCUGUGCAUUCAUUAGUAUAAACCUGAAUGUUCAGCUGAUGGCCAUACUGUUGAGUGGGAACCUAUUGUUUUCACUGGUAGCAUCUGUAACUAAGUAGUUACUGACAUUUUUACCACUGGCUGGUCAUCUUGUUUUGGAUAUCUGUGGUUUGACUUCAUCACUCUUCUUUUUAUUCAGUAAAGUGCUAAAGGAAUUAGUAUCAGGGAGAUAUGGCAGAUAAAUCUUUGCAUUUUAGCGAGUUUUAAAAACACAAGGUAGAAGUGGAUUAAUAGCAUGGAUCAAAAAUAAGAAUAGUAGAUGUAGCAUGGAAAGAGAAUAGCAUUGCAGCCCCCUUGAAACCAAAUUACAGGUGGGAUCUAGGGGAGUGCAAGUAAAGUGUGAUUUUAUGGGUCUAAAUGAUGUGAUUUGGAUAAAAGUAUUCUUAAAAUGGGGUGUGGUUACAUAGGAAUCUCUGAGUCCUUCCCAAGAGUAAAGCACAUGCUGGUGAUGAAGUAGGGAUUAGUAAUAGGAAGAAAGAGAGCUAGGCAAUAGUUUUAAGUGUAUUCCCCGCUACAGAUUUAAUUUCUACGUAAAAAAGCACAAAAACAGAUAUUUAAACGUCCUUUCUUUACUAAGGUGAAAUAUUGGCAUUUUUCAGAAAGAGACUGUGUGUGGUCUACCAAGACCUUUGCCUUGCUGAAAUGUUCCCCCAACAGAAAGAUUUGUAGAACUUUGUUGUACAGAACGCACAACAGCAGGCUGAUGUUUAAACAGAUUUCUUCUGCCAGCUUUACAUUUUGCCUUGGAGAAACACUUAGCUUUUUCUGUUAUGCUCCCUGCUUUCCUAACAAUGACCUCACUACAUAAUAGGGCCACAAAUUCAAAUGGCUUCAAGAACCUAGCAGGUCAAGUAAAUGAAUGAAACAAGACAUGUAAUAUCACAGUCAUUGUGGUAAAUGGCAAUUCGUAGUGCGCCUUUGUAUCAGUGAGACAGGAAGGAGCAAUGGGGACUUUAAGAAAUUGGAGAGGGUGAGUGCUGUCAAAAAGGGGUAGUCGGUAGGCAGCUACUAGAUUUGAGCUGUGAGACGAUGGGGGUCUUAGAUACCUAGGAUUUGAUAUAAACCCUCUCCAAAUUUUCACAUAUUGACAACUAACCCAAAAACUUACAAACACUGUGCUAAUCAAAUGAAAUAUGCCUGUAAGCUGUGUUCAAUCUAUGGGACAUCAGUUUGCAAACUAUGUUCUUAGAGGUGGUAUGAUUUUGUAUUGAAAUUAAAUAUAACCAAGUGUAUGUCAACUUUUGACCUUGAAACCUGGACCUUUUACCUCAUUUAUAUUCUGUAUUUUUGUAUGUGGAGCUUUUUGGCCAGCCAAAAUAGAAAGUCUACAGCUUCCAUUUUAUAAUCCAACAAGCUACACACAACAACAUUUGAAAAAGAAACAGGAAUAUAGCCAUUUUUUUCUAGCACUGAUAAAAAUGGAAAUGUUUUUCAUUUACUUUAAGUCAUUAAUCAACUGAAAAAGAAUGGAAAGAGAAUUUCAUUCCGUAAAGAAUGAAAAGUUACACCAAAAACUCUCAGUGAAGUAAAACAAAACUCCAUGUAACUCACUCUUAGCUUUAAAUCUUUAAAAAGUGUUUUGAAGGGGUAUUGAGUAAAAAUGCAAAGUUAUCUAUUAAAAAUACAAACUACUAUAUUAGAUGAUGCUAUGGUUUGAUACUGGAGCUGAUAAAACAUUAAAAUAAUUAUUCCAAAUCAGUGCUGACUGGAACAGCAAUAUUUCCAAAGCUCUAGCUUAUGUUCUUUGGUCUUUUAAUUCCCUUGAAACAGUUUUCUUCAAGUUAAACAGCAAUUUUGGACAAACAUUAUUUUGUUGCACAGAUUAUGGCAUCUUCCUCUAGUUUACACACACAUAGCAAGGGCUUAGACUCCUUAAUUAAGAAUUGACCUGUAUGUGGGGACAGUAAUAGGGACAGUCCGACCACAGACAUAACCACACACUCUACACAUUCCUGGGUAAAAUGUGACAAAUCAAGUUAGCCCUUGAAUUUGGGUCCCCAUAUCACCAAAUAGCUCUACAUCUAAGUUGUGUUAAUGUGGUAUGUUUCAGUGGCAUAAUGACCCAUUCUUAUGGAGGCUUUUGUUCCAUUUUUGUGUGUGCGUGCCAACUUUCUCAGGUUAUGAGCCCUAAUGGUUUAUGGCAGCAGGCAAAAGACUCAUUUCUAACCCAUUAAAUUCAAAUGGACUUUGUUCUGUCCAUUUCAUUUCUGGAGCUUUUAAAAACCACUGAAAACAUUUGACAUGAUCCCGUUGUGGAUCUGAUACAGUUAAAUAGUAAAAUGAUACCUAAACAUCUGAGAUCCAAAUAAUAACCUAGUGCACAUGUGAUUCAUUUGUGGAAUUUAAGUCAUGAUAUUAUAUUUUCUACAUGGACCAUGCCUUUAAAUACAAAAGUGAAAAGUAAAAAGCAACAUUAUCACGGGAUGUGAGACAGUAAUCCAAAAAGUUGGAGACCAAUUUUUGUUAUCCAUGUUUUGGAAGUACGGAUAUUGUUUAUUUUAGUAUCACUUCUCUCGUGGGUCACUUUUCUUUAGAUAGAUAGAUUGAUUGAUAGAUAGAUAAUGUAAUAUAUUUUCUUCUUUCUUAAUCUAUGAGCAGAGAUUUUGAUAAUGGAAAUUAAUUUGUAGCAUUCCCCACAAAGCCUAGGAAAAACAAUAGGAAAAAAAGCACGAAAUCUUUUUCUUGUAGUGAAGUAGAGAAGAGUCUGAGACUGGAAACCUGUGUAUAUAGUGUUCUAUCCCAAAUAAAGAAAAUUCAGGGAAUUCAGGCAACAUUUUUUUUUUUCCUAAUUGGAAACUUUGUUCUGAUUCGGAGAUGCCCACACACCCCACAGGAGAUGUGGUGCUGGCCCACCACAGUGCUUGGAACAUGGUCAGCAUUCAGGAAACACAUGCAGAAUCGUCUAACUGAAUUCCACUAUCUACUUGUGAAUGCAAACAAAAUUCAAAUAUCCCUGAAAAUGUAUUCAGCGUCUCCUAUAUGCCAAGCACAUUGCUAAAGGCUUAUCUUCUUAUCUUCUAAGUAUAUGCAGGCAUACCCUACUCACACAAAUAGCUUAUCAUAAGAGAUGGGAAAUUGCAGGUAAUUUGGGAGAAAUUGUCAUAGCCAAAUGCAUGAAAAAAAUAAAAUAAAAACUUUUCUAUGGCCUCUUGAUUUAAGAAAAAAAACAAAACAAUAAAACAGGAUUCAUUUGAGAAUGUCUUUCCAAAAGGGAUGAUGACAGCAAUCUCUAUGAAACAUCAGUGGAUUUACUGAAAAUCCAAGUUGAAACUUUUAAAACCUUAAACAGAAUAUCCUGAAGCAAAUAGGAGAUCCUCUAUGUGCAGCAUGAGGAAUCACUGCAUAGUACUGCUCCACCAAUAAUACGAUUGGUACGGCACCAAACCGUGGCAAAAUGAGAUGUUAAAGAACAUAAUGUUGCAAUAAUGAUGUUAUAUUGGAUCUUAUUCAUGAACAAAUGGAAAGUAAUACUUAUAAUUUGUCCGCUGUGAUCCAUGAUUAAGACCCUCAUUAUCACUGAGAAAAUGAAUUUAAUAAAAAAAUUGCAAUGGGCAGUGAUGAUAUUCCUAUAAUAAAGCCUCCCUCUGGAGAUCAAGAGACAUAUUACCUGCCAAGGCCAGAUUUCAGUUUUUAAGGUUUCCUCUCACCAAAGACACUGGUGGGCACACAGGUGAUGCUAGAAUUAGAAUGUUACCAGAGUCAUUUACAUUGGACAGUUUAUCUGAUCGUGAACAUGGGCCCAGGAAGAUUAGAAAAAUGGAAAGCAGGCUUCUAUAGGUUCUCCUUGGACAUUUGUAAAAAGACUGGGUGCUUAUCCAGGAAUGUCUGAAUGAAACAAGAACUGCACUGCUGAAAUAGCUUCUUGUUUUCAUAUUAAACAAGGAACAGUUGUGCAGUGGAUGACCUGGACUGAAAGAUGUAUCGUGGUCAAGUUUAAACAUUAUUAAUUUCUGAUUGUUUUCUUAAAUACCCCUACCUGAUUCAUUUUUUAAAAAAUAUUGCCAGACAUAUUUGACAUGAAUUCAUGUUUACUCUGGCUUCUGUUCCCAAGCGGAAGUGGAUUAAUCCUGGCAAUGGCUGGCUUCACUAACUGUACUUGCACCCAGCCUGGGCUGCCAUCUGCUGAGCCAGGAGAAGCAGGGAGUGGGGUGUGGGCCCUUUCAGUUUGCUCAGGGCACACUCAUUCAGCCUCCCCUGAGGAGACCUUGUCACCCUUGGGUGUAAAUGCUUGCUGUUGCGGACCAGUGACAGUGCCAACUAGAGACCCAUCCUCUCAGCUUUGGUCAGCUUCAGCUGGGAUUCCUGAAUCUCACUCAUGUAUUCCUCAUGAGUGCUGGCUUCUGAACCUGCAGAAACAUUUCUCAGUCAGUUUUUGGUGAAGGGUAACUUAUUUAAAAUAAAGCCCAUUAAAACCCAAUGGCUAUAGAGUGGGUUUUAAAUAGAUUGCCCUGAGACACAUCCUUGUCGUCUUUGCUUCCCUCUCAUGACCUAUCUUGGGGUAGAAUUUGUGUAAUACUAUCCUUGUCUUUGAGCGGGUAUAUGUGUGAUGGUACAGAAAUACAGUCACAUAUUAUAUUAAUAUAUAUAGAUGUAUAGGAAAAACCUACAGCCAUAGGUAUUGUCCAGUAACUGAUUCUAGAGGUAGUACUAUAGAGUAUACAUUUCCUUUUUUCUUGCUUUGAUGAUAUUUUUGUACAAUUUUAUAUGCUGUAAAAUUUUUUAAAAUAUAUUUGCUAUUUUCAUUUGUAGAGCUUGGUUAGGCUUUUAUCAGCUCUUGUGCUCACUGUACAACCAGAUUCCCCCCAUCUAAUUUAAGUGUCUUCUCCUUUUCAAACUCUUUAUGUUUUCUAUUUUUUUUCUCCUAUUUUUCUACUCUUCACAUUUCUUCUUUUGCUUCUGUUCAGGUAACCGAUUCUGCUUGCAGUAUAUCAUUUUAGCACAUACAAACACAAAAUAAUCGGAAAAAUAAAAGCAUCUUGUUCCAUGUAAUUCACAUGCGGAAGUUUUGGGUGUCAAAGUUCGCUGGGGAUAGAUAGGGAGGCAGAAAUAGAUUGGGAAAAGGAAGCAGGAAGAAGGAAGUCUUUAUGGGAAUCAAUUACCCAAAGCAAGGUGAGUCACAUAGGAUGCUAUGCAUCCUAAAGAGACCCUACUCACCAUGGAUCUGUAGGCCCUCUCCUCAUGAGGGCACUAGGCAUGUGUGAAUGGAAAACUCAACCCAUCUCCUCAGCUUUAGAUGUUGCUGCUGUUCAGCUGGCUUUGCGAGAGAUAUCUGGAUUAAUAUCAAGAAUGUUUAGCAAGACUCAAAAGGGAGAGGCAAGCAGAACCCAAACUCAAACCUCCAACCAAUAUCUAGCUGAAUAAAUAGUUCUUUGGAGGAAUAAGGAAGGGAUUUCAGGAUGUGUUCUGAGAAUGCUCUUCCAAAAGGGAAGAUGUAAUAUGGAUUUGUUUUGAUUUCAUGGUAGUGAUAGAGUGUACUUCCAUGAUGUGAAAUACUCUUCUGGCAGAUAAAAUGCAGGUUAUAAUUUGCAUUUGUACAUCACAGGGCAAAAGAAUGGCCAUCCAUUCUAAGGAAGAGUGUUCUGUUCUCUAAGAUGCUGUUUUGUACUAAAACAAUGUUUCCAAAUGCCAUAGCAUCUAUCUCCAAAUGCAAAAUUACAUCGUAAGGAUUCAUGUAAAAAAAGAGUAUACUGAACUGCUAUCAGAAAAAUUAAUGAUGUGUUUAUUGUAAAUCUUUAUUGCACAGGUGAGCCUGACAGUCCUUCAAUGUAUAAUGUUCCCCCAGCAUCUAGCAAUGCAUAAGCACUUGUAUGUUCUUCUGAUGACCAAAUAAAAAUGAUGAGUUAACCCUCUUAAUUGGAGUUGGAAAAA
This is a messenger RNA of Sapajus apella (tufted capuchin), 9758 nucleotides long. RefSeq names its product phosphodiesterase 1C (gene PDE1C). Gene Ontology annotation, molecular function: 3',5'-cyclic-nucleotide phosphodiesterase activity. The coding region runs from base 1081 to 3165 and encodes 694 amino acids. The transcript has 18 exons. The record is from RefSeq and is a predicted model, not a curated record. Lineage: Eukaryota; Metazoa; Chordata; Mammalia; Primates; Cebidae. Gene Ontology annotation, biological process: signal transduction.